Linum trigynum is the source of this 1161-nucleotide messenger RNA. The record is from the annotation of a GenBank genome assembly. Lineage: Eukaryota; Viridiplantae; Streptophyta; Magnoliopsida; Malpighiales; Linaceae.
AUGAGUGCUCUACAGUACCUUGAGUCUCAGCGCAACGCCCAACCUGAGCUUGCGGAGUGGUACACCUCUCUGGCGGAUCUGUACCAGAAGAAGCUAUGGCACCAGCUUACUCUCAAGCUCGAGCAAUUCGUUGCUCUCGCCGUCUUCCAGGCUGGCGAUGCUCUCAUACAGCUAUAUCACAACUUCAUCACGGAUUUUGAGACAAAGAUCAAUCUCCUUAAGCUUGCCCACUUUGCAGUCGUUGUUUCUCGUCAGUAUCAAGAGAAAGAGGCUGCCAUUGGGUAUCUUGAUGGCGUGAUUGAAAAGCUCCAGGCGACUAGGGAGUCACGUAUAGAGGAGCCGAUACUUUAUAUUAAGAUGCAGGUAGCCAUAUUUAAGCUUGAGCAAGGUGAUCAAAAGGAGUGCAAGAAGCUUCUAGAAGACGGGAAGAGUACACUGGACAGCAUGACCGACAUUGAUCCCUCAGUGUAUGCCAGUUAUUACUGGGUUUCGUCACAGUUCCAUAAGUACCGCCAAGACUUUGCUGAUUUCUACAGAAGCGCACUUCUGUAUUUGGCAUACACAUCAGUGGAGUCCCUCUCCGAUUCAUUCAAGCUGGAUUUGGCAUUUGAUCUGUCUCUUUCAGCGCUUCUGGGAGAUAACAUCUACAACUUUGGAGAGCUGCUUGCACAUCCUAUUAUAAAGAGUCUGCUAGGAACACAAGUGGAGUGGUUGUAUUAUAUUCUCCAAGCAUUUAAUGCUGGUGAUUUAGUUCGGUAUCAAGAGCUAUGGCAUGUGCAUGAGUCUGCACUGAGAUCUCAACCAGCGUUAGUUGAAAACAAGAACAAGCUCCUGGAAAAGAUAAACAUUCUGUGCCUUAUGGAAAUCAUCUUUAGUCGCCCAUCUGAAGAUCGGACCAUUCCAAUGAAGGUCAUUGCGGAGCGUACAAACCUCUCAAUUGAAGAGGUGGAACAUCUCCUGAUGAAGAGUCUCUCUGUUCAUCUGAUUGAGGGUAUAAUUGACCAAGUGGAAGGGACAGUGUAUGUGUCAUGGGUGCAACCGCGUGUUCUUGGGAUUCCACAAAUCACGUCAUUGCGAGAUCGUCUGGAUGGCUGGUUGGGUAAAGUGCACACAGCAUUGUUGUCCAUCGAAGCUGAAACGCCUGAUCUGGUAGCUUCAUAA